AUGGGGAAGAAGGAUAUGGCUGUGAAAGACCAUCCAAAGAAUGUCUCUUCAAAGAAGAAUUUUACCAUCAGAUUGGUAGGAAUUGCAGCUGUGGUGAUGUUCACUUUGAUGAUGCUAUAUCAGAAGAAGGAUCGUGUCACUGGUUACUAUAGUUCUUACAAAGGCAAGAGUUAUAUGGAUAGUGGUGACUAUAUUUAUCCAUCAAGAGUUCAAUAUCCACGUAAUGAAAACGAUAAAGAAAAGGCAGCUUUUGUCACUUUGGUUAGAGACAGAGAUCUUUAUAACCUAGUGGACGCUAUCAAGCAUGUUGAAGACAGAUUUAAUAAGAAUUACAAUUAUGAUUGGGUGUUUUUAAGUGAAACCGAAUUUUCUCAAGAAUUUAUUGAUGUUACCACUGCUUUAGUCACAGGUAAGACUAAAUAUGGGUUGAUCCCUGAAGCUGAGUGGACAUAUCCAGAAUGGAUUGAUCAAAAACGUUGUGCAGAAGUUAGAGAAGAAAUGCGUAAGAAAGAAAUUAUUUUUGGUGAUAUGGAAUCUUACAGAUUUAUGUGUAGAUACGAAAGUGGUUUCUUUUAUAGACAUGAAACCAUGGAUGAAUACGACUGGUAUUGGCGUGUUGAACCUGAUAUCAAGCUACACUGUGAUAUCAACUAUGAUAUUUUCAAGUUCAUGAGAGAAAACAACAAGAAAUAUGGGUUCACCAUUUCUAUUCAUGAAUACGAAGCCACCAUUGCAACUUUAUGGAAUACUACCAAGAAAUUCAUGGAAUUGUAUCCUGAAUAUUUACACGAAAACAACAUGUUAGAUUUUAUUAGUGAUGAUGACGGUGGAUCUUAUAAUAACUGUCAUUUCUGGUCGAACUUUGAAAUUGGUGCUUUAGAUUUCUGGAGAGGAGAAGCUUAUUCCAAGUAUUUUGAUUUCCUAGAUCAAGCAGGUGGGUUCUUCUAUGAAAGAUGGGGUGAUGCGCCAGUUCAUUCCAUUGCCGCAGCAUUGUUUUUGGACCGUGACGAAAUUCAUCAUUUCAAUGAUUUAGGUUACUUCCAUAACCCAUUCCAUUCAUGUCCAGUUGAUGAUGUUGUUAGAUUUGAAAACAAGUGUGCCUGUGAUCCAAAUCUAGAUUUCACCUGGAAGGAUUUCUCAUGUGGUGUAUUAUUCUACACUGUCAACAAUUUAAAGAAACCUGAUGGAUGGCUAGAACAUGUCAGUUAG
Messenger RNA from Vanderwaltozyma polyspora DSM 70294, 1209 nucleotides. Its product is annotated as glycosyltransferase family 15 protein. The record is from RefSeq and is a predicted model, not a curated record. The transcript has a single exon. Bases 1 to 1209 code for a protein of 402 amino acids. Gene Ontology annotation, molecular function: alpha-1,2-mannosyltransferase activity. Gene Ontology annotation, biological process: cell wall mannoprotein biosynthetic process; protein O-linked glycosylation; protein N-linked glycosylation. NCBI's taxonomy places the organism in Eukaryota, Fungi, Ascomycota, Saccharomycetes, Saccharomycetales, Saccharomycetaceae. Gene Ontology annotation, cellular component: membrane; Golgi apparatus.